AUAUGCAAGUCACACUGGCUCCUCACUCAUUCACAUCCUUUGAUCUUGCGCUGGCGCCGUCCAAACUUGUCACGUUGGCAGGGAGAGUCAACAAAUACUUGAUGUCUGAACUGUGGGAUACCCAAGUAUAGAGUUUCAAUUGUAUUGAUAUUGGUCGUGGUGAAGAGGAUUGUUUUCUCCUAUACAGAAAUCCAAUGAAACCUUUAAACAAAUAAUCAGAAUCACAGGAAUUAUUUGCCAGGACACAGGCCCUCAAAGUUUGGAAUUUUGAUUAAGAAUUUCAGCAAGGCUAUUGUUGGACCGAGAAGUACCUGGCUUCUUGCACUAAUUUUCUGGUAAUGAAGAUAUUCACUAGGAAUCCUGUGCAAAGCUUACUACAGUUUCGAUGCGUUCAAUCAAGUGGAAGGGCAUUGAAUGUUCUUCUAGGUCACCUUUGUCCUAAGUGUUCUAAAAAACAUGAGGGCACAACUUCAGGAAGCAAUACCACUGGAUGCACAUGUUUGCGAUGGUUCUUCACACCAUCUAGUAAUGAUUCUGCAACUGUACCAAGCAUCAAUGAUGGAAAUAAUGAAGUGCUCACCACCCAGCCACGAGAAAAUGGUUUUGAUCCUAGUUACCAGUUGGACGAUGCAGAUAAGACAGUUACAGCUGUUGGCCACCGUCAGAAAUCAAGCAUGCACCAUAGACUGAAAAUAUGGAUCAGCAGUGGGCAUAAUGGCAUAAUGGGAAGGUAUGGAAAUAAGUUGGAAUCGGGUGUCCCCAAUGUGGCUAAGCCAUCAUCAGAUGAACUUGUUGAUUCUGGAUGGCCAGAUUGGCUCAUGAAUGUGGCACCAGAGGCAGCACAAGGAUGGUUUCCUCGGCGACUGGAUUCAUUCGAGAAAUUAGGCAAGGUUGGACAAGGAACUUAUAGUAGUGUCUACAAAGCCCGAGAUCUUAAAACCGGCAAGCUUGUUGCACUGAAAAAAGUGCGCUUUCUUAAUGUGGAUCCUGAAAGCGUACGCUUCAUGGCUAGAGAAAUUCUUGUUCUUCGGAGACUCAAUCAUCCAAAUGUCAUAAACUUGGAAGGGAUAAUAACAUCUUCUGUUUCACGAAGCCUGUAUCUUGUAUUUGGGUACAUGGAACAUGACCUUGCUGGCCUUGCUGCGACUCCAGGCCUCAAGUUCACUGAGCCACAGGUCAAGUGCAUACUGCAGCAGUUACUUAGUGGCCUCGAUCACUGCCACAGCCAUGGAGUCUUGCAUCGGGACAUGAAGAGUUCCAACAUCUUGAUUGAUAGCAACGGUAUUCUGAAGAUCGCAGACUUUGGCCUAGCAACGUCUUUUGACCCAGACAACCAGCAGCCGCUGACAAGCCGUGUAGCAACAUUGUGGUACAGACCACCUGAACUUCUUCUCGGUGCCACCAAGUAUGGUCCUUCUGUGGAUAUGUGGAGUACAGGGUGCAUUCUUGCAGAAUUGCUUGCUGGCAAGCCAAUCUUGCCUGGAAGAACUGAGGUGGAGCAACUUCACAAAAUUUUCAAGCUCUGCGGAUCACCUUCUGAGGAGUACUGGGAUAAAUUGGAAGUGCCCCAGACAGGGAUGUUCAAGCCUGGUAGCCAGUACAAGGGAUGUAUUGCUGAAACUUUUAAGGAUUUUCCUCACUCAGCUCUGAUUCUUCUAGAUAGUUUGCUUGCCUUAGAACCAGGAGCUCGUGGAACAGCUGCCACCACUCUCCAGAGUGAUUUUUUCAGAACAAGCCCACUUGCCUGCAGCCCCUCGAGCUUACCGAAGUGUCCACCAAGCAAAGAGUAUGAUGCCAGACUCCGAAGGGAGGAAGAUAGGAGGCAAAGAAAGGCAGCUCAGGGUGAAAAUUUGAAUCCUAAACUAAACCAUGCUGAUGAUGGCAAUGGCAAACCAAAGAAAGACAAAGGUACUGCAGCAGAUACCAAUAUUGCAGAUCUCAACUCACAGGAUGAAACACGGACAUUAGCUACUGGGGUGCAAUCUCAAGAAUAUGAGUCCACAUGGAACAUGAGGGGAGAUUCCAGUGACCAUUCGGAGGUACCUGGACGCAAAUACAAUUCUGUUCGGGUGGCGAACUCAACUGCCAUGCAGAAAAACAGAGCAAGUAUGUGUCAACCUGAAUCCGCUGAUGCAACGAAUGAAGUUUUCAAUGGCCGAGGGAAGAAGCGCCCAAUUGUGAGCUACAAGGGCAGGAGCAGAAGAUAUCAGCACUCAGAAUCAAUGAUUGCCGGAAACGGAAGCAUGGAACGGAUGCUCAAGCAGCAUGAAAAGAACAUCCAAGAAGCGGUGCGCAAAGCGCGCAUUAACAAGAGCAAAGAGUUGUGAAACAGAACUGCGGCUAUACAGUAUUAUAGUUGACUCAUGCCGCUUGGAAAAUUAAAUAUGUUUUCUUUCAUACUGCUUCGAAAUCAGAACAAACGCUGCACGCAGUUGCUGCUGCAUUUCAAUCUCAGAAUUUCCAGACUUGUGACCUCCUUGGAUGGAUAGACCUUGACAACUGUACCUUCUGCCCAGGGGUUUCUGAAUCACCCCCCAACUAAAGUUGUGGUCUUCCCCUCCAGGAAGAAGGAGCGUGUGAUGAGAUGCCCUCAGCGAGCGAGGCAAACUCCGUCUUACACACCCAAGAUCCUUGUUCUCCGGAUCAGUUCUGAAGUCGGCAACAGAAAGGUUUUCGCCGUGGAUACUGGUCACAAUCACUCUUCGACUGGAUAGACAGAUUCGCUCCCAGGAGACAAUAUCCUGGUGCGAUCAGUUAUGUGAAGUAGUCAUGCAAUGUAAUAUGUUCUCCAACACCCUCUUCUCCCUGUAACCGGCCCUGCUAUCAGCAGACUCAAGCCGUUUGUAAAUCGGUUGGUUUCUCGACCUUGCAAUACAAAUCUUAGUAGGGCAUUUUGCCCGCUGUCCA
Messenger RNA from Panicum hallii, 2907 nucleotides. RefSeq names its product probable serine/threonine-protein kinase At1g54610. Gene Ontology annotation, molecular function: RNA polymerase II CTD heptapeptide repeat kinase activity; cyclin-dependent protein serine/threonine kinase activity; ATP binding. The record is from RefSeq and is a predicted model, not a curated record. Lineage: Eukaryota; Viridiplantae; Streptophyta; Magnoliopsida; Poales; Poaceae. The transcript has 10 exons. The coding region runs from base 339 to 2327 and encodes 662 amino acids. Gene Ontology annotation, cellular component: cyclin-dependent protein kinase holoenzyme complex; nucleus. Gene Ontology annotation, biological process: protein phosphorylation; positive regulation of transcription elongation by RNA polymerase II.